Molecule: messenger RNA, 1234 nt
Organism: Aegilops tauschii subsp. strangulata
Lineage: Eukaryota; Viridiplantae; Streptophyta; Magnoliopsida; Poales; Poaceae
Source: RefSeq, a predicted model, not a curated record
AUGGGUUUCAGUUGCUUCCAGCUCCAUUCAGGGAGCUGUGAUGACGUGCCACUUGAUUUCCAUGUGCAGCAAAAUGGCCACUAUGAGCUCCAUUCUGUUGAUCGUUCAUUUGAACCUGCUGGUGGAUCGAUCGUUCCAUUUGCAACCUUCUAUCAUGAGUCAUAUCCACAAGGCACAACCAAGAAAGAUGUCGUUGACGGUGCUUCAUCGAUCAUUCAUAAUCCUGGACCUCACUUGCCUCUCUUGUCGCCAAAACCUGAGAUUUCACAUCUCAUAGGAGGUGGAAUGGGAUCAUACAAGACGUAUGAGAUGAGCGGCAGGUUUAUUCCAAGAAGGAAAGCCUCGAGUAAGGCUGUCAAGAAGACUAAUGUUGUCAAAGGGCAAUGGACACCGGAAGAAGACAGGAAGUUAGUAAAGUUAGUGGAACAGUUUGGAUUGGGGAAGUGGUCUCAGAUGGCACAGAUGCUGCCUGCGAGAGUAGGAAAGCAAUGCAGAGAAAGAUGGCACAACCAUUUGAGACCUAACAUCAAGAAAGAUACUUGGAGUGAGGAGGAAGAUAUGGUUCUGAUACAAACGCACAAGGAGGUUGUCAACAAAUGGGCAGAGAUAGCUAAGCGGCUCCCUGGGAGAACAGAAAACUCCAUAAAAAAUCAUUGGAAUGCAACAAAGAGAAGGCAAUUUGCACGGAGGCAGACCGGCACUAAAGUCAAGAAUCCCAAAUCAGGGACCCUUCUACAGAACUACAUCAAAAGUCUUGGGAUUGGCUCUAGCAAGGUCAUUGCUCCUCUAGAUCCGAAAGAACCUCCAUUGUCAGCAUUUUCACCAGCACCCCCGACACAAAAUCGGGCACGUAUGAAUGAUAAUUGGCCAGAAUCCAACCCAUCCAACAUAAUGGUCACCCAAGGAAUAUUCAGCACAGAUGACAGACAGAUUCACUCAUGUGAAGAAAUUCUAGUUCCCACAUCUGAUGACUUUUCUGUGGACAUGUUUGAUGGUUUAUUUAACGCAGAGGAGGUGCAAUACCAGGCUUACAACAUAGAUGAUGAUGUUGACAUGGACUAUAUCAUCAACAAUAUUGAUUAUUCUAUUAAGAAUGACCAUGAGAUAGAUAUGGAUAUAACAUGGGAUGACGAUGCGCUCGUAAACAUAGAAUCUGGAUGAUCACCAUUGGUGAUGCUGGCAGGCCCGCCAGAAAUCAAAACUGUGCAUGUGAGUUGGUCACACAUCCACAAAC